This is a messenger RNA of Nanorana parkeri, 2783 nucleotides long. Its product is annotated as ribosomal protein S6 kinase 2 alpha. Gene Ontology annotation, biological process: protein phosphorylation; positive regulation of DNA-templated transcription; intracellular signal transduction. The record is from RefSeq and is a predicted model, not a curated record. Bases 169 to 2121 code for a protein of 650 amino acids. Gene Ontology annotation, molecular function: magnesium ion binding; ATP binding; ribosomal protein S6 kinase activity. Lineage: Eukaryota; Metazoa; Chordata; Amphibia; Anura; Dicroglossidae. The transcript is spliced from 20 exons.
GAUGAGGUAGUGGUGAAGGAAAUCGCCAUUACUCACCAUGUCAAAGAAGGCUCUGAAAAGGCAGAUCAGUCACACUUUGUCCUCUUGAAAGUACUUGGACAAGGAUCCUUUGGAAAGGUGUUUCUGGUCCGCAAAAUUACUCCACCUGACAAUAAUCAGUUGUAUGCAAUGAAAGUCCUCAAAAAGGCUACACUGAAAGUAAGAGACCGUGUAAGGACCAAAAUGGAACGUGAUAUUUUGGCUGACGUUCAUCACCCAUUUGUAGUGAGGCUCCAUUAUGCAUUCCAGACAGAGGGCAAACUUUACUUGAUCUUGGACUUUUUACGUGGUGGAGACCUCUUUACUCGUCUUUCAAAGGAGGUCAUGUUUACCGAGGAGGAUGUCAAGUUUUACCUGGCUGAGCUGGCUCUGGGUCUAGAUCAUCUGCAUAGCUUGGGGAUUAUCUAUCGGGACCUCAAACCUGAGAACAUUUUGUUGGAUGAGGAAGGUCACAUCAAGUUAACAGAUUUUGGACUAAGUAAAGAGUCAAUAGAUCAUGAGAAGAAAGCAUUCUCCUUCUGCGGGACAGUAGAGUACAUGGCUCCAGAGGUUGUGAAUCGGCAGGGUCAUUCACACAGUGCGGAUUGGUGGUCUUAUGGCGUGCUUAUGUUUGAAAUGCUUACUGGGUCCUUACCAUUCCAGGGAAAAGAUCGGAAAGAAACAAUGACACUAAUCUUAAAAGCCAAAUUGGGAAUGCCCCAGUUUCUAAGCAGUGAAGCACAGGGCUUGUUGCGUUCGCUCUUUAAAAGAAACCCUGCUAACAGGCUUGGAUCCGGCUUAGAUGGAGCAGAAGAGUUAAAACGUCACCCAUUCUUCUCUACCAUAGACUGGAAUAAAUUGUACCGCAGAGAGAUUAGUCCUCCAUUCAAACCUGCCGUCACUCAGCCAGAUGACACUUAUUACUUUGAUUCAGAGUUCACGUCACGCACUCCAAAAGAUUCUCCUGGAAUACCACCCAGUGCAGGGGCUCAUCAGCUCUUCCGUGGAUUUAGUUUUGUGGCUCCUUCUUAUGGCGGGGAAGAUAAAACAUGUUUUGCCUCUCCUUCACUAUCUGACUUGUAUCAUCUUUGUCUUAUUCCCUUCUUCACAAAGAUGCUCAGUAAGAAUGUCGCAUUUGCUGACGUGUACACGCUGCGGGAAACUAUUGGCGUGGGUUCAUACUCUGUUUGCAAGCGCUGUGUUCACAAGGGAACCAAUAUGGAAUAUGCUGUAAAGAUAAUUGACAAAUCCAAGAGGGAUCCAUCAGAAGAAAUAGAGAUUCUACGCCGAUAUGGUCAGCAUCCGAACGUCAUCACACUAAAGGAUGUAUAUGAAGAAGGGAAUUCUGUCUACCUUGUGACUGACCUUAUGAGAGGUGGAGAACUGCUGGACAGGAUUUUACGUCAAAAGUUUUUCUCAGAGAGAGAGGCGUGCGCUGUUCUCCUGACAAUGUGCAAGACUGUGGAAUAUCUGCACUCGCAAGGGGUUGUUCACAGAGAUCUAAAGCCGAGCAACAUUCUGUAUGUUGAUGAGUCUGGAAAUCCAGAGUCCAUAAGAAUUUGUGAUUUUGGGUUUGCAAAACAGCUACGAGCAGAAAAUGGAUUACUAAUGACCCCCUGUUACACAGCCAACUUUGUGGCCCCUGAGGUAUUGAAGAGGCAGGGAUAUGACGAAGGAUGUGACAUUUGGAGCCUGGGAAUCCUCCUCUAUACAAUGUUGGCAGGAUACACACCGUUUGCCAAUGGGCCAGAAGACACACCAGAUGAGAUCUUGGUGCGGAUUGGCAGUGGAAAGUUUACCUUGAAAGGUGGUAACUGGAACACCGUGUCAGACUCUGCAAAGGACUUGGUUUCUCGCAUGCUGCAUGUGGAUCCCCACCGCCGGCUUACUGCCCGUCAAGUUUUGCACCAUGAAUGGAUCACAAAACGAGACUUACUACCUCAGAGUCAUCUUAAUCGGCAAGAUGCACAGUUGAUAAAGGGAGCUAUGGCUGCCACAUACUCUGCCUUAAACAGCUCUAAGCCAACCCCACAGCUGCAACCAAUCAAAUCGUCCAUCCUCGCACAGCGACGUGUCAAGAAACUUCCUUCUACCAUCCUCUAGCAGGGUUUUCUGCUUACCACAGUCAUUCUCCUGUACUUGGUGACUUGUGAUGAUGGCUCUUAGCCACUACCAGCUUUCCAAAACUGUGCAACACCAUAUUUUACCCUGACCAUAUAAAGCUGUGUUACUCCUGCCAAUGUGGACUCAGCAUGGCACAUUUGAUGUGCCAUUAUUCACGGUACAGUUGCAGGAGACUGCAAGGGUCUAAUGCCCUAAAGAAAAGUGUACAAUUAUUGAAAAAAAAGCAUAGAUAUAUUUUAUCUAAGGUGGUUGUUGUGCUUCUUUAAAUCAUUACACAUCUCCCCUCAUCUCCUUGCAGCACUAUCUCAGGGCUGUCUGCACUCCUGCUGUCUGUGACAGUGAAGGGACAUUGCUGUUUGAUCUGUGACAUAUCAGAAUUCUGAGUAUUCAAUCGAUUUCUUGCCUUUUGCUUUGUGCCGCCAUUACAAAGCAAUCUCACAAACAUUCCAAUACAUAGUAUUUGUGUUUACACACACCAUGCAGACUUGGUGUAUUCACACACCUAAGGGCUCACUGUGCUUCAACCGCAUGUUGCUUUAUUCAAGUGACUGUUUUGGCAAGCAGCCAACACUUGCUACAAUUUAAGCACAAAGAAUAUGCGAAAUAGACCUUGAGAUUGAAAAAAAUGAUAUUUUAAUCUA